Molecule: messenger RNA, 354 nt
Organism: Microthlaspi erraticum
Lineage: Eukaryota; Viridiplantae; Streptophyta; Magnoliopsida; Brassicales; Brassicaceae
Source: the annotation of a GenBank genome assembly
AUGAGGGAAAUCCAACCACAAUUCAAUCCAGGAGGGAUAGAAAAACAGUUCGGUCGAAGCAGAACUCAAUUGGCCCGAGUAAAUAAGGAGAUAUCAACAUCACAACCACUCUCUCGGCCAGAAUCGACGAACCAAGCGACAAUGCUCGACCAUCUCCCAAACGGCACGACCGAAGUCCACCAAACUUCACAGGCGACCUCAAAACAUCAUUUUGGUCGGCAAAUCCAAAAGAUAGGACGAGAAAAGUGCCUGCUACGUGAGAUAGACGAAGAAGCUCAAUACGGCCGACGGCGAUGCAUAGAAUGGCCGACGAACUCAAAACCUCAAGAAGGCGCGAACACCGGUGGAAACUGA